AUGCGGUGUUCGACAACAACAUGUCUGCGUCGAAUUCGCUCAUCCCUGAACUCAUCAGAGGUCUACUUGUCAUCAGGUCGCAGUAAUCGAAAGCAUUUCUCUAUCCGCCGAUCCGAUCGAAAUACGUUGAAAUACACCCAAAGGGCCAAUAAGAAAAGGGAAUGUGGAUACCUUUUUUACUUCUGGGUGGCUGGUCACUUUUAGGCAUCGCUAAUGCCCAGACUGCAGGAUGUGACAUUUACCACGAGUUCAAGUCCGCCGGACAAAGUGCGACGCUUCAAUCUCCAGGAUAUCCAUCAUCUUAUCCUCCCAAUACGGAAUGUAGGUACACAAUCACCUCCCCCAUUGACACCCAGAUGACCAUUUCCUGCAACGAGUUCAACGUGGAGGCCUCCACCAAUUGUGUUUACGACGUUCUAUUUCUUUCGCCAUCAGGAGACUCGACCUUCAAAGACCAAGAAUUUUUCUGCGGUCAAGGAUCGUGGACAAGAACUUCAUCCGCUAACCGUUUUGCGAUUGGUUUUCACUCUGAUAGUUCAAACCCCACGUCAUCACAGCCCUACAGAUUCCAAUGUACUAUCACCGUGGUGGAGAAAGUCCAACCUAGUUGCAAUUGUGGGCAGAGCAAUAGUGGGAUGUCUCGCAUAGUGGGAGGAUCUAAUAGUGCCAUCGGUGAAUUUCCUUGGAGGGUUUCUCUCUACUCUGUGAAGUUGGGAGUCUUUUGCGGAGGGACAAUCAUUUCGAAUAACUUUGUCCUUACAGCCGCACAUUGUACCAAUUCAGUGGAACCUGGAGACACAAUUUAUGUAAAUGCUGGCGAUUACGACCUGAGCAGUUCGACGGAUACGCAGAACCAACUUAUUCCCGUGGACUAUGUGGUCCAAAAUACGAUGUACAACGACCAAACACAGGAUUCAGACAUAUCGCUUUUGCGACUUCAAACCCCACUUGUCUACAACUCUAAUGUGGGGCCAGUAUGUCUUCCUUGGAACUACAUCAACACGGAUUUCAAUGGCAAACUGGUGACGGCAUCCGGUUGGGGGACUCAGUAUUUUGGUGGUGGAAUAUCUCCAACCCUGAAAAAAGUUGAGAUCCCGGUCCUUGAAACACAGCCAUGCGCUGAUAAAUAUGCUGGGACCCACAUUACCAUAACAAACAAUAUGAUCUGCACCUAUUACCCUGGUAGAGACACUUGUCAAGGGGACUCUGGAGGCAGCAUUGACUACAAGAAUACCACUACAGGACGCUGGACUGCGAUAGGCGUAACUAGUCAAGGAAUCAGUUGUGGUCAAGCAGAUCAGCCAGGAGUGUACUCGAAGAUUGUUCGCUUUCUAACCUGGAUACAGGGAAAUACAGGGGAGUCCUUCUGUAAGGCUUAAGUCUCUGGUACUACACGUUUCUAGAAAUAGUAAACUCUUUUAUGACUGAACACACCAAAAUACAAAUUCAAAUAUGUAUCCGCUUCCAAUUUUCAUUUAUGUACAUAUUAUUGACCUACCAAUAGCAAAAUGCAUAAAUACGUAAAUUUUAUGUUCUAAAUUUUAUUCACCAGGUAAAACUGAAUGUUUCUACAAAUUAUAGUUAAAUAAAUAGAACGACAAUGCAAAAUUUUAAAGCUUGGAGUUCUAAAUGGACCGUAAAGUUUCUUGAAAAAUAAGUCCUCAAAUAGUCAAACGAACUUAACUAAAAUAAAUAAAUUAGAUUUCACAAAG
Molecule: messenger RNA, 1712 nt
Organism: Folsomia candida
Lineage: Eukaryota; Metazoa; Arthropoda; Collembola; Entomobryomorpha; Isotomidae
Product: trypsin-1
Exons: 9
Coding region: 162-1379 (405 amino acids)
Biological process (GO): proteolysis
Molecular function (GO): serine-type endopeptidase activity
Source: RefSeq, a predicted model, not a curated record